Grammomys surdaster is the source of this 1771-nucleotide messenger RNA. RefSeq names its product peptidase M20 domain containing 2 (gene Pm20d2). The coding region runs from base 1 to 1296 and encodes 431 amino acids. Lineage: Eukaryota; Metazoa; Chordata; Mammalia; Rodentia; Muridae. The record is from RefSeq and is a predicted model, not a curated record. The transcript has 7 exons. Gene Ontology annotation, molecular function: dipeptidase activity.
AUGGGUCCGGUGGUGGAGCGGCCGGCCGAGCCGGGCACGAGCGGCGCGGCGGAGCUGGAGCUGCUGAAGCGGCGCGCGGCCGAGCGCAUCGACGAAGCGGCCGAACGCCUGGGCGCGUUGAGCCGCGCCAUCUGGAGCGCGCCCGAGCUGGCCUACGAAGAGCACGGCGCGCACGGCGAGCUCACGCGCUUCUUCGAGCGCGAGCCGCCGGCAGCCUCGUGGGCGGUGCAGCCGCACUUCGGACUCCCCACCGCUUUCCGUGCCGAGUGGGCGCCGCCGGAGGCCGCGGCCGGGCCCCGCGCGCUGCAGCUGGGCUUCCUGUGCGAGUACGACGCGCUGCCAGCCCUGGGCCACGCCUGCGGCCACAACCUCAUCGCCGAGGUCGGGGCGGCUGCGGCGCUCGGCCUGCGGGCUGCGCUGGAGAGCAUCGCUGCGCCGCUGCCGGUCAAGGUGAUUGUCCUGGGAACCCCUGCAGAAGAAGAUGGUGGUGGCAAAAUUGAUCUAAUUGAAGCAGGUGCUUUUGAAAACCUUGAUGUUGUCUUUAUGGCUCAUCCAUCUCAAGAGAAUGCCGCCUAUCUACCGGAUGUGGCCGAGCAUGACGUGACUGUGAAAUACUUCGGAAAAGCAUCCCAUGCUGCCGCAUACCCUUGGGAGGGGGUGAACGCCUUGGACGCUGCAGUUCUUGCCUAUAACAACCUCUCUGCGCUAAGACAACAGAUGAAACCAACCUGGAGAGUUCAUGGUAUAAUAAAGAAUGGUGGUGUAAAGCCCAAUAUCAUCCCCUCUUACUCUGAAUUAGUCUAUUACUUCCGUGCACCCUCCAUGAAAGAGCUUCAAGUUCUGACCAAAAAGGCAGAAGAUUCCUUCAGAGCUGCGGCUUUGGCUACAGGAUGCACAGUAGAAAUUAAAAGUGAAGCACACGAUUAUUACAAUGUCAUUCCCAAUAAGACACUGUGCAGUGCAUAUAUGGAGAACGGGAAAAAGCUGGGAAUAGAAUUCAUUUCAGAAGACGCAGUGUUGAAUGGCCCUUCAGGCUCUACUGAUUUUGGAAAUGUCAGUUUUGUGGUUCCUGGGAUUCAUCCAUAUUUUUACAUUGGGACUGAUGCCUUGAAUCACACCGAGCAGUACACAGAAGCUGCAGGAUCACAAGCAGCUCAGGUGUACACGCUGCGUACAGCCAAAGCUCUGGCAAUGACCGCACUGGACGUCAUCUUUAAGCCGGAGUUGCUGGAAGGAAUCAGAAAGGAGUUUAAAUCGAAACUUCAAGAAGAACAGCUUUUAAAUACACCAGCAUAAAAGGAAAACCUAGGGACUGCUCAGGAAACGUUAAGUUUUGUUUGUUUGUUUGUUUGUUUGUUUUACUUGUAAUGUUUUUUCAGUGAAAGAGAGCAUGCUUGUUUUUUCAGCGUUUGAAAGUGAGAACAGGAUCUAGCGAAGACACUAACUCAUGUCUAGAUUUAAUGGAGUUUGUGAUGCUUCUGGCAUUGGUGUGUAUUACCAUCUAUUAAGCCAGAUGAUACCUGAUUGUGUAACAUUCGGUAAUGUUUUGUAAAUGUAUCUGUUGUAUAGUGUUACAAGUCCCACAGGUUUCAGAACUUAACACUCAUGAGCUCUGUGGUUCAGAGUAGCAAAUGUCUUCUCAGCAGUUUAAAAUUGGGACAGGGAUUUAUUUUAAAUCUGACUGUAUCUGUCUGGGUCUAAAGAAAAAUAUUUAAUAAACAUAUGCUUGUGGGACACUCCUAGCAUCUCCAGUACAAAGGAUUAGCUUUAC